This is a messenger RNA of Diprion similis, 3401 nucleotides long. RefSeq lists its product as uncharacterized. The transcript is spliced from 5 exons. The record is from RefSeq and is a predicted model, not a curated record. The coding region runs from base 223 to 945 and encodes 240 amino acids. NCBI's taxonomy places the organism in Eukaryota, Metazoa, Arthropoda, Insecta, Hymenoptera, Diprionidae.
CCCCCCCCCCCCUCUCUCUCUCGGUUCCCACCACCGGUGCUUCCAGCAAAGAGCAGUUACUUACAAUUCUACAGUCUACCUCUGGACAUCCACCUGUAAAGGCAGGUACUCGACCUCAAGAAACCCAGUGCAUACAGUGACAUGUAUAGUGUUUAAAGGUUCAAUUUAGUUUUAAUGAACAGUAGUUAGAUAUUAUUUAUUAUUUUAAACAAUAUUCAAAAAAUGGUGCUUCAGAUAACCGCCUUGAUGAUGCUCAGGUACCUUGGGUUAGUUAUCAUCCUGACGACACUCUGCCUAGCAUCCGAUAAUGCGCCCCGAAAAUGCGAGGGUGGUGGUCUGGGGCUGAAAUAUGUCUGGGGAGACGCCCUCACAGAUUCCACCGACUGCAUAGGACCCAACGAUAUGCAGUAUCCUUCAGCAGCAAUUUCCCGUAACUUCAAGGGUCUCUGGGCCGGAAGCAGCCGUUCCGGCCGUGCGUAUCGACCGCAAACCAUUGAUCCUGAAUUGACCCGAAAGGCACUACUUCACAAUUACAAAGCGGUCCAUGGAGAUUAUUCGAUUGCAGCUGCAAAUUCUCGUAACGGUCGAACCUUCUCGUCACGAGAAACCUGCGGGUCACCGGCUAGGUUGUGCAAAACGAGGUACAACACCACAGCUCCGAUGUACGGAGUGAGCUUGACCAGCGGUCAACCAGUCACGAUCGUUCAAAAAUUCCCUGACCUCCUACAACAGGUCGUCUUCGAAGUUUGCGAAUCCAAGGAAUGCGACCUGGUCCACGGAGAGUGCACACAGACCUACGUCCCUUACCUGUUCCUGGUGAUACCUUUGGGUCCGGUAACCCUGACCGGUCAAGAUUACGUUUUGGUUGAGAGCGGAUGUAUCUGCAAGCCGAAGAACUCGGCGGCGAGUGGCGCUCCUGAGACACCAUCAGCUUCCAACUUCUAGACAAUCCUUACCCAGUAAUAUUUAACGUGUACGCUAUGCCAUUACAAUGUGCAGACUGCGUCACCAGACCGUGUAUAAUAAUUUUUUGACCUCUGCCUGGUAACGAAACAUGGGAAAAUUUUUUUUGUCCGUAGAUCAAAAAAUUAUCCGCUUAUUUUCUACCGAUGCACCGCGCUAGUAUACACGUGUAUGUAUGCAGUUACAGCGUUGCUAAAAUCGACGAAGAUAUUGCUAAAAGUGAAUCUAGCCCGGAACUAUACUUCGUAGAAUCUGGUCUUGGAAUUCGAUCUGGUCAACCUGACCUGUUCACGAACGUCUCCCAAAGCCGGUUUUCCUCACAUGAAUAUUAUACACGCUGCGUUUUAUAUACAUGUAUAUAGGUAUAUAUAUAUAUAUAUAUAUAUACACAGACAGACACGGGUGUAUAUAAGUUCGGUAAAUAUCGUGGUAGUAAAAUUAGAGAUCAUAUAGGUAGACGAUCCGGAGGUAGGUUAUAUAGGUAUACACAUACCUAUAUGCUCUUUUCACUAUUAAACCACGCUUGCAGUCCCCGUCGCAAUUACGUCUCCGUUGAUCUCCUUUCGGAACUAUGAAGUAGAAACUGGUAAAGUAAGACACUUUUAUGGUACAACGCUGUGUCAAGGAUACGAAGUACAUUUGGGAUAUGGCAAAAAUGAUACUUGUACAGUUACUGAUUAUCCCAUUCAUUUGAAAUUGACUGAUAUUUCAAACAAAGAAAGUAUAAUGUAAAGAAGUAAUCAGUUACAUGCUCUACAUCGACUAAGUUGCUCAAGUAAUAAUGACAAAUUUCUAUAGAUGGAAAGUAGGCAAAAACUGAAAUUCAAUAUAAAAACCUGAUCGUGGUAUAGAAUCUAUUAAAUAUACCAAGAGUUUAAGAUUUUGUUUAAUUUUCACAUCUUUACGUUCGAGGCACGUCUCACCACCAUUUCUUACCCAUAUUCGAUGAUAAAACUGUACGACUUUUGAAAAUAUUUCUUAAUUUUUUUCCAAUAUCGUUUCACUCGCGAAUCACACUUUGGAAUACUGUUAAUUCUUCAGAGAAAAAAAUAGCUAACAGAAGAAAAAAGGCAGGCUGAGGAAAUUUUGUAGGGAUGAAAUGAAUUUUAAAAACCAGUUCAGUCCCUUUUUCAAAUCAUUCGGUUCAAUUUAUUCUCUUGUACCAUGUUCGAUACACAGAUACAGAAGACCUUUCACUCUAUACUGCACAUAAUAAUAUUUCAAUGGGUGACUACGAUAGUAUAUGGUUAAGGUCAACACGACGAUGACGACGUUCGACGCGACCCAGAAACGAGCGUUCAAGGUCUCAGAAGCAAGUUCUUAGCACAAUGUCAUCGAAUUCUAAACGUUGAUUAUCUAUUAUUAUUAUACGAUUACUAGGUAACGGUGAAUGCGGCAGCCCGCGUGGCUGCUGAUAGCGAGAAGAACCGCGUGGCCGUUUGCGGUGUCGCUGCAUGAACAUUAUUGACAUACGUAUGUGGCCGAUGCUGCAGCACCCUGAUAGAAGCAUAUCUGGCCUUAUUGAAAACCGGACUUCUCGGUGGCUCAUCGCGUUGGGUUCGGACGUGGGACGUGCCCACGGACUAACGUACAUGGACGGACGGACGGUGACCGAAUGGACCGUACCGUGAAUUCCGAUGAGUGGAACGUACCGUUACUUCUUUGCGGGAUCCACGUCGCCUCCUUCGCUUCGCUGCUCACUUCGCCUGCACGUACUGUUUAUGGGCGAAGAAGAGUUAAAGAAACUCGCGUAUGGUAUUAAGUGCAUGUAGGACACAUUGGACAUUCAUGAGAAGUGCCGACUGCAUAAUUUUAUGCCGGUGUGCCGAUGAUUUAACACGAAUCUAAUGAGGAAGGAAAUAUGGUGCGUUUAUUGACUAACACCGCACUGCCAUAUGAUAAUAUAUAGGUAUGUUAUGCAAUUGUGAUAACGGAUCGCGAGUUUCAUCCUGUUGCAGGAUUUAAUAUCACGGUGCGUUGGUCUAUUGCGUUGACACUCUUCAUAUAUGUAUUUCGAAAUUUUGACUUUUUGGUAAACUGAGGUUUUUCUUCCCUCUGUUAUACUUUACAACGAGUUCGCACUUAAACGAUCACGAAUGUGCGGAAUGGGUGAUUAUUAAACAUAGUUUGAAUAUUAAAAUAAUAAUAAAAUAUGUUUAGCACGAUCAUAUGUCGAAUUACAAAUUUGCUUUCGAGACUAUUCAAGAUGUUCAAAUGCGGUUGUCUCGAGAGUGAAACGUGCUUAGAUCAUUUUGUUUUCUUAGAAAACGAAUUUAAUCGAAUAAUUAUCGGCUCUCAUACAUUUCAUUACAUACCGCAUAAUUUUCAACUGAUUCAUAUAAAACUCAUUUACUGUAAUUAAAGUUUAUUAUUUUUUAGAUUUUAUAGUGUAGAAUCAUUUAUAAUUUAUUAAACAGCGUGAUGCAUUGUAAAAGUAA